UAAUAUAUUAGUAUUAUUUACGUGACCGUACAUAUAUUCAUUGACCGUUGAAAAAUCUUAUAUAUAAACAUAAAGUACAACCGCUCGUUCGAAGUCGAACAGUCCCAAAGCCCUUGUAAAAGCAGAUCAAAACUACGUCGUAUCGUUUCCAUCUUCGUCUUCUUCAGAGAGAAAUAUGCAGAAGAGUGAGUCAACUUCGUCCCUAGGGCCAGGAGGCCUCGACCUAUCGAAUGCCUUCUUCAGGCCAAUCCACAGCGCCGCCCCACCUUCCCCCACCAAACGCCACACCAAGAUCUCCGUCAUCGGAGCCGGAAACGUCGGCAUGGCCAUAGCCCAAACCAUCCUCACCCAAGACCUAGCCGAUGAGCUCGUCCUCGUCGACGCCAAGCCCGAAAAGCUCCGCGGCGAGAUGCUUGACCUCCAGCACGCCGCUGCCUUCCUCCCCCGGACCAAGAUCAUCGCCUCCGUCGACUACGACGUCACCGUCGGAUCCGAUCUCUGCAUUGUCACCGCUGGCGCCCGCCAGAUCCCCGGCGAGUCCAGGCUUAAUUUGCUCCAGAGAAACGUUGCUCUGUUUCGGCACAUCAUACCUCCGCUGGCCAAAUUCUCACCGGAAACCAUUCUGUUGAUCGUAUCUAAUCCCGUCGAUGUGCUGACGUAUGUGUCUUGGAAGUUAUCCGGGUUUCCUUCGAAUCGGGUUAUCGGAUCGGGUACGAAUCUGGACUCCUCUCGGUUCCGGUUCCUCAUCGCCGAUCAUCUUGAUGUUAACGCUCAAGAUGUGCAGGCUUACAUAAUUGGGGAGCACGGGGACACUUCAGUGGCGCUAUGGUCAAGCAUCAGCGUAGGAGGAGUGCCGGUGCUUAGCUUCUUAGAAAGGCAACAAAUACCAUACGAGAAAGAAACAUUGGAGAACAUUCACAAGCAAGUGAUAGACAGUGCAUACGAAGUCAUAAGCCUCAAGGGCUACACAUCUUGGGCCAUAGGAUACUCGGCAGCCAACCUUGCUCGAAGCAUACUCAGAGACCAGAGGAAGAUCCACCCGGUGUCGGUCCUCGCCACCGGGUUCUACGGCAUUGGCGGCGGCCAAGUGUUCUUGAGCUUGCCUGCGCAGCUGGGAAGGGGUGGUGUUUUGGGAGUGACUAAUGUGCAUCUCUCGGAGGAGGAGGAGCAGAGGCUCAAGGACUCUGCCAAAACCAUCCUAGAAGUGCAGUCUCAGUUGGGAUUGUGAAUGUUAAUAAUCCACACACAAUGGUAAAAACAUGCCAAGUUGGAUGUGAUAUCUAUGUACUUAUAUGUUGUUGCUUUUGUUUUUCUACUAGUUCAUACCACACAUAUAAUCUUACUUUGGUUAUGUUUUUGCUUUUGGGAUGGUACGUUUUGAAUUGUAAGAAAAUUGUUGUUGUGUUUUCCUCUAUAAAUUAUAACCAAAAGGCUUAACCUUAACACUUUUAAGACCUUAA
Molecule: messenger RNA, 1460 nt
Organism: Humulus lupulus (European hop)
Lineage: Eukaryota; Viridiplantae; Streptophyta; Magnoliopsida; Rosales; Cannabaceae
Product: L-lactate dehydrogenase B-like
Exons: 2
Coding region: 176-1228 (350 amino acids)
Biological process (GO): carboxylic acid metabolic process
Cellular component (GO): cytoplasm
Molecular function (GO): L-lactate dehydrogenase (NAD+) activity
Source: RefSeq, a predicted model, not a curated record